CCUGCAGCGUGCAGGUGGGCGCGGUGGCUGCCGGGGCUGGUAGUCCCUGGGGAGGGCAGGGCAGGGCAGGGUCUUCCGGCCGGGCGGGGUGCGGAGCCAUGGACAAGCUGAAACGGGUGCUCAGCGGCCGCGACGCGGAGGAGCCGAGUGGCCUGGCCGAGGUUAUCGAUGCGACUUCCUUAGGUUGGGGCACCCGAGUGAAAGGUUUCAUUGCGUGUUUUGCGAUCGGAUGCCUGUGCUCGAUCUUGGGUAGUUGUCUGCUAUGGAUACCAAAGAAAGGGCUGGUACUCUUUGCGGUGUUUUAUACCCUGGGGAAUAUUGCAUCUAUUGGGAGCACCAUGUUUCUUAUGGGACCAAUGAAGCAAUUGAAGCGGAUGUUUGAGCCUACACGUUUGAUUGCUACUAUUGCUAUGCUAUUGUGCCUCAUAUUAACACUGUGUUCCGCUUUCUGGUGGCAUAAGGCAGGACUCGCGCUGCUUUUCUGCAUCUUACAGUUUUUUGCCAUGACAUGGUACAGCAUUUCCUUCAUACCAUAUGCAAGGGAUGCUGUGAAGAAAUGUGUUUCAGUCUGUCUGUCCUAACAGGAAUACUGGAUGCCUCACAAAGUUCUAGGAAGUUCUAGCUACCAGGAACCUGAGUUCUUUUCCUUGGUCAUGGUUGCAAGGUAGGAAGCUGUCAUUUUUCACAUUAAGUGAGAUGCUUCUCUUCUUCUCCAGCUGUAGCAUAAGAGCAAUGCAAAGGGCAUGGUGGGCAAGCAAUAAAAUAAUUUAUAUAUGUCCUUUCUCAAAGGACAAACUGUCAUCAGGUAGAAGUGGGCGAUUGUUUUUAAGCAGCCUCGGUCAGGGAGAAGACAUUUUCUUCUGAACUUGUAAAUAAGUUAAAACUCCAACAUUUCUCUUUGUUUCUAUGCAAGUGGAAUCAGUUUUCUUUCUGCUAAAACUCUUGCACACACCACUGAACUUCUCUGCAUGGAGGAGAAAGCACAAUAUUCUGUUGCCUGUGGUAGCAAGGAAAGCUUGAAACAAUGCCUCUGCCAGCUCCAAACAAGUGCUGAGUGGUCUGUAUCCAGAUUCCAAGGCCACUCUGUUCUCUUCAUCUUCUGAGCUACGUAUAAUCAUUUACUCCCACGGCAUUGCAGUGGUCAGUGUAACAUCUGAGCACAGAUUCCUGCUUCUGCUGUGUAUUGGCACUGAUGUUGGGAUGAAACAGUUAUGCAGAUUCAAGUACUGCAUCCUGGUGCUUUUGUUACCUCCCAGGAUUUAGAAUUUAGUGUUGAAAUAAAUAUGUUGACUAUUACUCUUCUUGAAAAGAUUAUUUGGUUAAAUUCCCAAGAGAGAUUGGGAAUUAAAGAAAACAGAUCCUUCUUUUCUCUGGCUGAUCUAAGACAAGUGUCUAAACUGAUGUGUGUCUUUUUUUUUAUCAGGGACUUAGUUCAAAACCUAAUUUGCAUCAGUCAAAGGACCUAUGCCAGUCUUUUCUUAGGACUUUGAUAAUGUAGCAGAAUUCCUUUUGUAUAAGGGAAAUUGAAAUGCAACCCUAAUGCCUUUUACAUUCCAGUAUUCCUUUAAUUUUAGCAUCUCUGAAUGUCCCUGGAAAAAGCUACAAGCACAGUAUCCAUUGUUCCUCCUUGCCCUCUCCAACUAAGUUAUGUUAACUCCGAUCAUCAUUCCAGGUUUAGCAGCCACGAUAACAGAAUUUGACUUUUGGGAUUCUUUUUCUUGAUUACUUCAGAUUAGGAGGAGUACAUGUCUUUUGCUUAUUCCUUGGCUAGCUUGGGCAGGGUUCUGGUAGCCUGACUAUCUGGAAGUUCUUCUGGAAGAACAGUAUACUUGGGUAUGGUGAAUAUUAGUUUGUUAAUGUGCACUAGUUCUAGCUAACUAGAACCUUUUAGCUGGCUCUUGUGAACACGGCCAAUUAGAAGUAGGAAAUUUAUGAAAAUACCAGUAGAUAGUACUUAAAUGGAUUUUUGUCCUUUCCCCCUCUCCUCUCAGUUUAAAACUGUAAUUCCAGCUUCACAGCCUUUUAUUCAGGAAGAGAGAAGAACAAAUCUUCAUUUGACUGCACAGCACAUGAGGCUAAGCAAUUGUGCCCUUACAGGAAGGGAACUCAAGGGAACAUGGCAAGGACACAAGGAUCACAAGAGUGCCACAGGGGUUUAUGUUGCCCUAUGUUGUUCCUGGGGACAUCAGACAGUAGGAGAGACUUGCCAUAUUCUUACCAAUAUGUGAAAUAUACUCAGGGUUUGUUGCUUCAUCUACAAACAGUUUUUUAUUUAAAACAGCUCUCCCAGAGCAAAACUCUUUAGAUUCUUACUUACUUUGCAAUAGUUGUAGUGAGGCUGUUGACAAGUUUAUCAGCAAAAGAAAUUUCCCCUUUACUGAAGUACAUUAUUUUAUAUGAUUUUUACAUAACUGGGGAGUAAACUAUAUAAAUAUUCCCUCGAGUAGUUUUCAGUCUGAAUUAGAUUAUAUCAUUAUACCUGUUUUUUUUUUUUGGUCAUUAAACCUACUUUGUGUUACAUUUUGAUAUCAUUAGCUUUGGUUAUCUGCUUGGCAGGAAGCAUGGUGGGUAUUUCUGAAGCUUUCCAUCUCACUGUCCUUGAGGGCAGGAAUGUUUGUUGCAUGCACUCUACUGCGAAUAGAGAGCUUCUGGUUGGAAUCACAAAGCUCCUUCCUUCACAAAGUCCUUGCUCAGUUGUUUACAGCACUUAACUCAAGGCUGACUUCCCUAAUGAAACUUCUUUGAUGUUGGGUGCCCAUCUCAGUAGGAUUUGGUGUUCUAGCAGAAAGUGCGUUUUGCUCAGCCUGAUGACCAAUUUGUCCACUUUUUUCACUUUUUGCUGUACAGAUAACAUAACCUCAACCAAGCAGCCUUAGGGUACAGUUCUAGCAGGAAAUUUUUAUAUCCUGGAUUAGCUGACUUUCCAACUAUAUCAGAAAGGGAAAUAGGGAGGGUGGUAGUCAUCUGUUCCCAAAGUACUGAGACUCUAUACAUUGAAAUACGGGAUUUUUUUUUUAACUACUUCAACAUUUUGCUCUGUUUGAUGUGAUGAAGUCCAUUAUGAAUACUGGUACUAUCUGAAAUGGUUCAACCCUGAUGAUGUGAACAAUUUAAUCUCAUUUAGAAUUUAUAGUAAUAAGAUUGUUCAUGAGCUGUUGUGAAAACCAAGGAAGAAUUUUCUGCCACAAGUUGAAAUUCUUUUCAGAAACCAUGUUUUUAAAAGGAAAGUGUGUUGGGCUCUCUGUAUGCCUCCAGCUUCCUGAGAACAGUUCUUUCUUCAUUUUAGUACUUAAUCAUGUUCAUGAAAGUGAGAUCACUGUGCUGUUGUAAACUGAGGAGGAGGAGGAUGUUUAAACACUUUUGUCUUAAAUACUGAUGUUUACAACCAUAGUAAAUGAUGACCAUUUUGGAGGGAAAGCACACAAAUGGUUUGUUGUCUUAAAACCAUGUGCCUCGCUAUAAUGUGACUAAAUUUUUUACCAACUGUGGAAUUGUUUUGUAAAAUAAAAACCAAACUCAGAAAAAAAUCUCUGCAGUGUUUUAUACUGUUACUGGUUGUGUUUGCUGAUGUGCUUUUUCUGUGUAUUUACACUGUUUGAUUUCUACUUUGAUAAACGUCUUUUUUUCUGACUUACAACUUGCUCUGUAAUGAAGUGAAACCCUUACAAGUGCUGUUUAUUUCCUUCAAUAAAUUUAUCACUGCAUUAAAUUAAUUGUUCUUAUAGUUAAUGUUCUUAAUGUUCUUAUGGCUUUUAAAAUGAUGCUGACUCUCUAGAUGAUGCUGAAAUUGCUGUGGGUAGUGUGUUUCCUUUUAUUUGUGUGUUUGGCUUUUAAAAAAUUAUUGUCCUGUCCUCACUUCCUUUGCUGUACACUCAGCUUGUACUGCUGGGGGGAGUUUUUGUGUCACCAGUGUUUUGCAGCAGCUUCACCCAGCAGUUGCAGGCACCUAGACAACUGGUUGGCGCGAGUGGAGUUGUUAAGGUGAGUAUGAUAUUUUUAUUAUUUCAUAUUUAUUUGCCUUAAGAGUCAACCUAGGUAUGCCCACAAGCUAUCCUUAGUCCAUGCUACAGAGGAAAUAAUGCCUGGUGCUAUUCUGUCAGCAAAGACAACAGGAAGCAACAUGCCUCUGAAAUAAAUAUGCUCUGAGUGCUGAUGUACACUCAAAAAUGUAAAUGAAGUAAAAUAUCAAUGAUUUAUGAAGUUGUGUUAAAAAUAAUUAGAGGCAAUAAUUUUAUUAUUUUUAUCUUUCAAAGAACUGGUCUGUUUAAGUGUGUGCCUACUAUGCAUCCAAAGACCUGCCGUGGUUUAAUAUUCUUUGGCAGCAUAUCAAGACUGUGUGUCCAUCAGGCUGUUCAGGGUAUGUUACACUGUCUCAUAACUGACAGGUGGAUUUUUUUCCCUAUCUGCAAGGGUGGUGGUGAGACUUGUGUGCUGUGGGAGACUGUGUUAAAUUUUACUUUUUUGUUGUUGUUUUUGGUUUUGGUUUUUUUUUUGAUUGUUCUUCUGAGCAAGCUCUGUCUCACAGCUGACUGAACUGAAAUUUCUGUCUUACAGGAAACUCCAAAGUUGCAUUUGGAAUACAAGCAGCAGCCUGUCUUCAGUAGUAUAGAAACCAUGGGGUUUGCAUUUUAUCUUUUUGAAAAGGUUAGAGUGUCCCAGGAAUGUCAGGAAAGCUGAAUACAUCUGUGUCAUAUCAAGGCAACUGCGAUUUCUCAUAGGGCAAUAAAUCCUUCCCAUGUCUAAUACCUUAGAGAUAUUUUGCUUGCUUAACUCAACCUCCUGCAUAACAACAAAGCUGUUGAACUUUGCCACUUCAUUGUCAUGCUGAGGUCUUAAUACCUGAAUGAUUAAAAAAAAAAAAAGUGAAGUCUUUAUUUGCAAUCCAUAAACAACGAUCAGCUGCCCGAAAGCGCAUUCUGUUGAUUAAUGAAUUUGCAUUUUAGAAAUGCUCUGAAAGGGUUUGUCAGUUGUGCUACAGUGUCUAGUCCCUGAAUCCCAUUGCCUUGCAAAGUCACCAGCAUUGAAAUUCAGUGACAAGGCUCUUGGAAAGUUGCUGUAAUGUCUGCCCCUUUCCCUUCUCCUUCCUCAAGGUCUGAUUUGCAAGAGAAGAUAUUUAAUGGAUGUGAGCCAUUCAAAGAUGGGGGUUGAUAGUUAUUUUCCAUCCCUUGCUUGUUGAGAACAACCUUCCUGUUGAGCUCAGCCUUUGUUGCAAUAUGUGUGGGGGUACAGGCUUGUAAGUGCCCAGCCAUGAAGUACUGGAGAUUCCUAAAGGGAAAAAAAUCCUGCUUUUCUCACUUUUCAGAAGAAAGCUGCUGGUGAAUUAGAGAUGGAAUAGUCUAUCUAAGCUGCCAGUCUUUGGGAUUGCUAUUUUAAGUUAGCCUGGUUGAAACCCUUUUAAGUUUCUCUUGUGUUCCCUUGUGGUAUCUUUAAGAGAAGGUAUUCCUGAGAAUUUGUGCUUCAAAACCUCUGUGGGAAUAAGUGUGGAGUAACAUGGGUGUAGUGUAAAAAUGGUACAAUGAAAGUGUCACCUAGUCAGUGUGAUGUCAUUGCAGCUCUGAGGGACUGUCAUGCCCUAAAAGCUGCGGAAAUAACUGAAAGCUGGAGCGGGGCUUUUGUCACAGGGCACAUAGUGAUACAGGACAAGGGUGAACAGCUUCAUACUGGAAGAGAGGAGAUUUAGAUUAAGGAUUAGGAAGAAA
This is a messenger RNA of Motacilla alba alba, 5699 nucleotides long. RefSeq names its product SFT2 domain containing 2 (gene SFT2D2). The transcript is spliced from 9 exons. Lineage: Eukaryota; Metazoa; Chordata; Aves; Passeriformes; Motacillidae. Gene Ontology annotation, cellular component: membrane. Bases 99 to 581 code for a protein of 160 amino acids. Gene Ontology annotation, biological process: vesicle-mediated transport. The record is from RefSeq and is a predicted model, not a curated record.